Pelobates cultripes (western spadefoot toad) is the source of this 155-nucleotide messenger RNA. The record is from the annotation of a GenBank genome assembly. Lineage: Eukaryota; Metazoa; Chordata; Amphibia; Anura; Pelobatidae.
UUGUCGCUCAAAGGCCAUUGCCGCACUGUUCUCAGCACUCAACUGGCGCAUUACUUGGUGGACCACCUCGUUCGAAAGGUCUGGGCCAUAGCAGACCAACCGCCUCUUUACCUCCUCAAUGUAAGCGUCGUCCUCGUAGCGACGUAUCAUGUUGA